This is a messenger RNA of Coregonus sp. 'balchen', 11183 nucleotides long. The record is from the annotation of a GenBank genome assembly. Lineage: Eukaryota; Metazoa; Chordata; Actinopteri; Salmoniformes; Salmonidae.
GUUACACAGCUAGAGCAGACUUGGGCGCCUAUACAGUCAUUGCUGCUAGCCUUGAACGCCAUCUUGGAUCUAGAUGGUUUUUAAACGGGGAAAACAGGAAAAUGGACAGAAAAAUAGAUACUUUCGCUCUUGUUUUGUAAUUUCCCCCAUUGGCUGAUGAUGAAGAAACACGAGUCAUGACAUCACCGCUUUAUUUGCUGAUAUAGAGGUCCAUAAAAUCGGUUAAAUCUGAGAGGAAAUAGGAUUGUGGACUGAGGAAAUUUCCGGAGUUUACUGUAACUUGUUUUGUUUGUUUAUGUUAUUUAACCCGGACAUGGACUCUUCCAACCCAGGUACAGUAAAGUUUUAAGCUUGUGGGAAGUUCAAAUGUCACCGGUGAUAAUGCAGAUGGAAAAAUUGGCGAUCCCAUGGCGCUUUGAACGAAUCUGUCACUUUCUCCCGAUUGCUUCUGAUGACAGCAUUAGGGAGCUAGCUCGCUCAGCUGGGGCUAAGCUAACUGGCAAGCGAUAGCAGGCUAACAGGGUAUUUGACUUUGACAUUUGACUUGAAGAAUUUAACUAGCUAGCUACUUAGCUAGCUAUUGACGUCUCUGUCUUAUUGCCUUUCUUGCAAAAUCGUAGUUAGCUACCAACCUUGGCAAAUAGCUUGUCAUACUUUUUAGUUGGCAUGACCUGAGCCGGUUAAUGUUGCCAACUCGCAAUGUUCGCUUAGCUAGUUAUCAGUUUUAGCUAGCUAGCUAGCUAGGUGACAGACUUGCGUAAAUUAUGUUCAUAUAGCUAGUUAACUAGCUAGCUAGUUUGAGUCGAUAUUUCAUCAAAACAAGUGUUAUUUUUACCGAACGAUUUGCUCUUUUUUUUUUGCCAGCUAACAGUUAGCUUGUUCUGCUUGGCUACUGUAUUUGUUAGCUAGCUUGCUAACUAAGUUAACGCGUAGCCAUAGGUUUCAUUACCAGAGAGGCAAUAGCUUGCUCGCUAUACUCACAACUGCAAUGGAGAGCUACAGGAUGUGCAUGGUUCAAUCCAGCAUUCACACACCUUCAUUUUAUAUCAAGUCUGACGAUUGGUUGAUUAAGGUGUGUUACUACAUGGCUGCCUGGAACACAAUAUAUACCGGUAGAUAUGUUUAUGGUUAAAUAAGUGAAACAAACAGUUGUUACUGAAGUGGAACACUUGUAGCAUCGUGUAACGUUACGUUGGAUAAUUUCUGUGUGUGUGUGUGUGUUUGUGUGGCAGACAUACCAGAUGACUCACUGGGUUUGGGAGCUGGUGGGGCCCAGUCAAGCAGCAGUGCUGUUGUGCUGAAAGGGUCCAAUAAGAGACGAGCUGCGUGAGUAUAAUUUACAAUGCCAAUGAAUCAGUCAAUGACUGUCACAUAACUUUAACAGAAGGUCUAUAGCUAUGACAGUGCAGGGUAGAAGUUGUCCAUAGGUGCAGAAUCAGAUUCACACAGAUAAAUUGUUGAUCCAUUCUUGUGUGUGUUAGUGUUUGAGAGUUUGUGGGUUACCAUAAUUUUACAAACAUGGAUUAUGUCUACUUCCUCACAGGCCAGACUUCGAUGAUGAUGAUGAUGAUGAUGGAAGCAAGCUCUUCAGGUAGGACUGACACUUGUCUCUCGCUGUUUCUUGCUUUCUCUCUCUUAUCUCUCUCCUUCCCUCUCUCUCUAUCUGACUGUAUUGUGUUGGUUAUUUUGAUGACAGAUCUGCUUCUCUGUCUUUGACCAGGUGUGAUGACGACGGAGGAGGAGGAGGAGGAGGAGGAGACAAAGAGCGAUUUGCCAGGUAGAAUAAGGAGGUUGUUGGUGCGUGUUUGUGCGUGUGUAUAAUACAGAUAUUCUGCAUACACACGUCCCGAGACACCAGAUUCCCUAUCACACCACUGUGAUUCCUGUCACUACUACUAACCCUUCUCUAUCUGCUCAUUUCUGAGCUCAGGGACACCUGUUCACUCCUAUCAAUCCCUUUCUUCUGAGCACAAUCCCUUUCUUCCCCUCCUUCCUUCACUCCCUCCUUCUCUCUCUCAGGAUCUCUGAAGUCUUUUUCUUUCAGCACUUCCUCUCUUCUAUCACUCCUUCUCGCUUUGAAAGACCAGGUUCUCUUGAUCUCUACAUCUAUCUAUCGUAUUGAUGGAUCAUUCACUCCUUGUUAUGUUUAUCAAUCCACGCUUGUUCCACCUACCUCAUCCUAAUCUGCAUAUAUCAUUUGGUUACGCCAACACUAAACUCUACUAAAUGUUGUCCACCUACCUGCCCACCUCUCCCCAUUUAUAUCCAUCCCCCUUUCUCUCUCCUCUUCCUCUUUCUCCCCAUCUCUACCCCAUCCCUGUCCCUCCUCCUUCUCCAUCUCUGCCGCUCCUCCCCCUGCUCUCCACAUCUCUACCCCCAUCUCUGUCCUUCCUACUCUCCUCUCUUCCUCUCCUCCCUCAUUCCCUCGCUCCAGGGAGAACCACAGUGAGAUUGAGCGGCGGCGGAGGAACAAGAUGACCGCUUACAUCACAGAGCUGUCGGACAUGGUGCCCACCUGCAGCGCGUUGGCACGGAAACCAGACAAGCUGACCAUCCUGCGCAUGGCCGUGUCCCACAUGAAGUCUCUGAGAGGGAGCGGCAACACCGCAGCAGACGGGACAUACAAACCAUCCUUCCUCACCGACCAGGUUAGAGAAAGAGAGGGAGAGAAGGAGGAUGGGAGGGAGGAGAUGGGGGUUGAGGGAUGAAAAGGGGAAAAUGUUAUCCUAUGUGUUUAUUGCACAAUAAUAACUGAGUAUCUUCUUCCAUGUCAUCUCUCCCCCCAUCCCCCUCUUUGUAGGAGCUGAAGCACCUGAUCCUGGAGGCUGCUGAUGGCUUCCUGUUUGUGGUGUCAUGUGAGAGUGGGCGGGUCGUCUAUGUGUCAGACUCCCUGACCCCUGUUCUUAACCAAUCGCAGUCCGACUGGCUAGGCUCCUCCCUCUACGACCAGCUGCACCCGGACGACGGAGACAAACUACGAGAGCAGCUCUCUACUGCAGAGAAUAACAAUACAGGUACACACAGGUGGUACAGAUUAUCUACUGGAGCAGCUCUCCACUGCAGAGAGUUAUAAUACAGGUACACACAGGUGGUACAGAUUAUCUACAGGAGCAGCUCUCCACUGCAGACAGUUAUAAUGCAUGUACACACAGGUGGUACAGAUUAUCUACAGGAGCAGCUCUCCACUGCAGAGAGUUAUAUACAGGUACACAUGGUACAGGACUACAGGAGCAGCUCUCUACUGCAGAGUUAUAAUACAGGUACACACAGGUGGUACAGAUUAUCUACAGGAGCACUCUCCACUGCAGAGAGUUAUAAUACAGGUACACACAGGUGGUACGAUUAUCUACAGGAGCAGCUCUCCACUGCAGAGAGUUAUAAUACAGUACACACAGGUGGUACAGAUUAUCUACAGGAGCAGCUCUCUACUGCAGAGAAUAAUAAUACAGGUACACACAGGUGGUACAGAUUAUCUACAGGAGCAGCUCUCCACUGCAGAGAGUUAUAAUACAGGUACACACAGGUGGUACAGAUUAUCUACAGGAGCAGCUCUCCACUGCAGAGAGUUAUAAUACAGGUACACACAGGUGGUACAGAUUAUCUACAGGAGCAGCUCUCCACUGCAGAGAGUUAUAAUACAGGUACACACAGUGGCACAAUUAUCUACAGAGCACUCUCCACUCAAGAUUAUAAUACGGUAAGAGGAAACACCUCUCUCACACAACACUAAUGAUUGUAGGUAACGUCUCUCUCUCUCUCCCUCUCUCUCUCUCUCUCUCUCUCUCACUCUCUCUCUCUCCCUAAGGGAGGAUGUUAGACCUGAAGACAGGAACAGUUAAGAAGGAGGGACAGCAGUCCUCCGUCAGGAUGUGUAUGGGAGCCAGACGAUCCUUCAUCUGUAGGAUGAGGUGUGUGUGCUGUGUGUGUGCUGAGCUUGCGUGUGUGUAUAUGGCUGUAUGCACCUGUGUUGGGAGUGUGCAUUCUGAAAUGUGUGUGUUUGUAGGUGUGGUUCGUGUCCAGUGGAGCCCAUGUCUAUGAACAGAUUGAAUUUCCUGAGGAGCGGGAACAGGUGAGAUAAUUCUGGCUUUAUAAACAUUAUAUUACAUUAAACUUCACUGGUUUCAACCUGACUUAUAUAUUUUACCGUAAAAGGUGAAUGUAUAGACCCAUGGGGCGGCGCGCACAAUUGGCCCAGCGUCGUCCAGGGUAGGGGAGGGAAUGGCCGGCAGGGGAUGUAGCUCAGUUGGUAGAGCAUGGCGUUUGCAACGCCAGGGUUGUGGGUUCGAUAAAAAAAUAAUGUAUGCACUAACUGUAAGUCGCUCUGGAUAAGAGCGUCUGCUAAAUGACUAAAAUGUAAAAUGUAUAGUGAACUAUGGCUUGACUGGUAGUGUUCUCCCCUCUUUCUCUCCCCUGUAGGAGUGGUCUGGGCCCAACCAAGGAUGGGGAGCCUCAGUAUGUGGUGGUCCACUGCACCGGAUACAUCAAGUCCUGGCCCCCCACAGGUAACUAACUAACUAACCUAUGGCUCAGCUCUUAUUUCCAAUGUAUACACCACUGCUGCAUACUGAGUCGUGUGUGUGUGUAUGUGUGUGUGUGUGUUUUUCAGGGGUGAAUCUAACAGAUGAAGAGGCAGACAAUAUUCAGGGGAGUCACUACAGUCUAGUGGCCAUCGGUAGACUUCAGGUAAGAUGGGACAACUUAAAGUCCAAUGUUUGGAUGGGCUCAUGCAACCACUAUCUUACAGACACUUGUUCUACCCUUGUUGUCUAGGUGACCUCUUGUCCGAGCGACACAGACAUAAACAGCAUCAGCGUUCCGGUGGAGUUCAUCUCUCGUCACAACUGCCAGGGCCUCUUUACCUUCGUAGACCACCGCUGCAUGGCCACAGUGGGCUACCAGCCUCAGGUAGGCCUCACUCACAGCCUGGGGCUAGAGUAGGACACACACCCAGCAUUGCAUUUCAUAGUGUAUCAGGAUACAGUACACUACCGUUCAAAAGUUUGGAAAUUUCCUUGUUUUCGAAAGAAAAGCAAUUUUUUUGUCCAUUAAAAUAACAUCAAAUUGAUCCGAAAUACAGUGUAGACAUUGUUAAUGUUGUAAAUGGCUAUUGUAGCAGGAAAUGGCUGAUUUUUAAUGGAAUAUCUACAUAGGCGUACAGAGGCCCAUUAUCAGCAAUGUGUUCCAAUGGCACGUUGUGUUUGCUAAUCCAAGUUUAUCAUUUUAAAAGGCUAAUUGAUCAUUCGAAAACCCUUUUGCAAUUAUGUUAGCACAGCUGAAAACUGUUGUGCUGAUUAAAGAAGCAAUAAAACUGGCCUUCUUGAGACUAGUUAAGUAUCUGGAGUAUCAGCAAUUGUGGGUUCGAUUACAGGCUCAAAAUGGCCAGAAACAAAUAACUUUCUUCUGAAACUCGUCAGUCUAUUCUUGUUCUGAGAAAUUAAGGCUAUUCCAUGCAAGAAAUUGCCAAGAAACUGAAGACCUCAUACAACGCUGUGUACUACUCCCUUCACAAAACCGCGCAAACGGGCUCUAACCAGAAUAGAAAGAGGAGUGGGAGGCCCCGGUGCACAAAUGAGCAAGAGGACGAAUACAUUAGUGUCUAGUUUGAGAAACAGACGCCUCACAGGUCCUCAACUGGCAGCUUCAUUAAAUAGUACCGCAAAACACCAGUCUCAACGUCAACAGUGAAGAGGCGACUCCGGGAUGCUCCGGGAGUUGCAAAGAAAAAGCCAUAUCUCAAACUGGCCAAUAAAAAGAAACGGUUCAGAUGGGCAAAAGAACACAGCCACUGGACAGAGGAAGAUUGGAAAAAAGUGUUAUGGACAGACGAAUCAAAGUUUGAGGUGUUCGGAUCACAAGGAAGAACAUUUGUGAGAUGCAGACCAAAAUGAAAAGAUGCUGGAGGAGUGCUUGAUGCCAUCUGUCAAGCAUGGUGGAGGCAAUGUGAUGGUCUGGGGGUGCUUUGGUGGUGGUAAAGUGGGAGAUUUGUACAGGGUAAAAGGGAUCUUGAAGAAGGAAGGCUAUCACUCCAUUUUGCAACGCCAUGCCAUACCCUGUGGACGGCGUUUGAUUGGAGCCAAUUUCCUCCUACAACAGGACAAUGGCCCAAAGCACAGCUCCAAACUAUGCAAUAACUAUUUAGGGAAGAAGCAGUCAGCUGGUAUUCUGUCUAUAAUGGAGUGGCCAGCACAGUCACCGGAUCUCAACCCUAUUGAGCUGUUGUGGGAGCAGCUUGACCGUAUGGUACGUAAGAAGUGCCCAUCAAGCCAAUCCAACUUGUGGGAGGUGCUUCAGGAAGCAUGGGGUGAAAUCUCUUCAGAUUACCUCAACAAAUUGACAACUAGAAUGCCAAAGGUCUGCAAGGCUGUAAUUGCUGCAAAUUGAGGAUUCUUUGACGAAAGCAAAGUUUGAAGGACUCAAUUAUUAUUUAAAUUAAAAAUCAUUAUUUCUAACCUUGUCAAUGACUACAUUUCCUAUGCAUUUUGCUAUAUUUCCUAUUCAAACUCAUUUCAUGUAUGUUUUCAUGGAAAACAAGGACAUUUCUAAGUGACCCCAAACUUUUGAAUGGUAGUGUAUGUGUUUAUACUGUGUGACAGCUGUAAGCUUGAUCUAACUUUUUCUGUGUUGUGUGUGUGUGUGUUGGCGCGUGUGUGUGUGUUCCCCAGGAACUGCUGGGUAAGAACAUCUUGGAGCUGGCCCACCCUGAGGACCAGGGUCUGCUGAGAGACAGCUUCCAGCAGGUGGUCAAGCUGAAGGGUCAGGUGCUGUCCGUCAUGUUCCGCUUCCUGUCCAAGGCCAGAGACUGGCUGUGGAUUAGGACCAGCUCCUUCACCUUCCAGAACCCCUUCUCUGAGGAGAUAGAGUACAUAAUCUGUACCAAUGCCAACGUCAAGUACGUGCUGUAUAUAUACACACACACACACACAUUUGCACCAACGCAAACUUCAAGUACCUACACACACACACACACACACACAUGCAUUACCUGCUCCAAUGCAAGUCACCUGAGUGCGAGACGCCUACAACACACAGACACCACAACUCUAUUCCACCUCAACAUCUGAACAGCUUCACUCUGUUUAACCAAUCUGUUGAGCCACCUUAGGAAAUGUGAUGUCAUCUCUUCCAGGAUGUGUGUUUGUCAGUAUAUGUUCACCUCCCCCUCCCCUCCAUACCCCCUUCAAAGAAAUCAUUCUCUCCCUUCCUCUCCUCCUCACCCCUUGUUUUUGUUGUGGGCCAGUAGAACCUCGACUCAGGACCCCCUCACCCCCAUCUCGUCCUCGGGGGUGUCUUUGCCUCCCUCGCUGGGGGAGAGCAGUCCUAACUGCCCCCCUGUGGCCCUCAGCCCAGGGCAGGUGGCUGCCAGGUGAGACCAGACCCCCUCCACCCCCUCUGGCAUGGGUCAGCUGGGGCUGCUGCUUCACUGGAGACUACACCUCUCUAUUUCUCUCUUGUUUCCCUUUAUUUUAUUGUUCUCUCUGGUCUGGUCCAGAGUUCACCCCUUGGUAAGGGCUGUGGAUUGUUACUUGACUUGACCGGGUCUUUCUGUUUUGGGGUGAUUUUCCCCUCCCUCUCCCUCCUCUACAGUAGUAGGAUAUCCAUCAUGACCAAGGUGUUGGUUACGAUCCCCCCUCUCCCCUCUCCUCUCUUCUUCUUGGUUACCAUGGUGACUGGUGGUGGAAUGAGUGCUGUUGGUCGGCAGGUGUUUUUGGUUUCCCGAGCAACGGUGGAGGGCCUUGACGAAAUUAUAUUUUCUGUUGUCACUGCUAACUUUUCUCCCUCUACCACUCCCUCUCCUCUUUUCUCCCUCUACCACUCCCUCUCUUUUCUCCCUCUUUUCUCUCUCUACCACUCCCUCUCUUUUCUCCCUCUUUUCUCUCUCUACCACUCCCUCUCUUUUCUCCCUCUACCCUCUAAAAUGCCUCUACCCUCUCUUUUCUCCCCUUUUUCUCCGUCUCUAAACUCUCCUCGCCACUCCUCUUUUUUCCUUUCCCUAUUUUCUCCCCUACCACUCCCACUAUUUAUACCCCUCUAUCUCCAUUUCUCACCCCUCUUUUCCCCGUUUUUCUCCUAACUAACUAACAACUCCCUCUCUUUUCUCCACUCCUCUCCCUCCCUCUCUCUACCACUCCUCUAGUUUCUCCUCUGUUGCUCCCUCUACCAAACAACCCUCUUUUCUCCCUCGCUCCCCCUUUACAGGCAGUUGCAGCAGCAGCAGGCAGAGUUGGAGGGAGGAGGGAGAGAUGGUCUGUACGAGGCAGGACAGGUUACACUUCCACAGGUAUGACUAACACUGACUAACACACACACCUAUCUGCCCCCACGUGGCCCUCAGCGCAGGGCGGUAGGUAGCCCAGCAGCUAAGGAGUCGAAAGGUGGCUGGUUCGAAUCCCAUGCCGGGCUCUGGGGAAAAAAGGGGGGAGUGAUCUGGCAACUGGAGGGCGGCUGGGUUCACGUCCUCAAGACUUUCCCCUACCCACACAACAUGCUCUCCAUCCAGGGGGAUGACCCUGUGCUCAUCUCAACUGUAUGUGUGAUGUGUGCUGUCUCGGGGGGGGGGCAGAAGACACAUUUCCAUUGUUCGACGUAACAUGGACAUUGUUGUACCUACCUCCAAGCCUUUAGUGAGUAUUGACUGCUGGUUGACCGUUGUCCAUGUCAGAUGCCUGUCCAGGCGGUGACCGCAGCUGGAACUGACCACAGUAAGACCAUGGACAAGGCAGAGCUGUACCCCUCCCCAGACCAGGCCAAGGUCCUGCCCUCCACCUCUGCCCCCGGAGUACCCAUCUACCCUCAGGGCAACAACAGCUACACCGCUGCCAACCGCUCCAAAGACACAUACAUCAGGUAUGACCAUUACCCCCUGUUGUACUGUUUUAAACUGAUCUAAGGGCAAUGUAUACUGAAUAAGCUAUUCUAAUUUCCUGUUCCUGUUGUUAUGAACUAAUUCCAGGUCAGUGGGGAUGGCCCCUCAGAUGGUGCAGCCGUCCCACUCUGCAGGCCAGAUGCUGGCUCAGAUGUCCCGUCAGAACGGGGCACCCCCCUCCAACAGCAGCCCCCUACAGGGAGGGGUAGCGGUGGGCUGGCCGGGGGCAGUAGCGGGGGCUAGACCCCCCUUCCACAACCAGGUGAGAUAGCUGGUAGCUGCAGGUAGAAGGUUGUCCAAACAGCCUGAAGUUUAUAUCCUCUGUUUUUGCCCAAAGUGCUACAGAUGUACAAUCUUAAUUUAAGACCGUUUUCUACAGCAGGAAAAUAAUCCUGCAGCAACAGGAAAUGUGAAUUAUGUGGAUUAUAAUGAAUAUACUUUUUUUUUAGGGGUUGAUACAUUCAAGUCUGUAAUUUCAAAUAGGAAAUUACAAACGUCAGAAGCUUUUUUUAAACCUCAAAUACAAUAAAAGUUUAAAAUUUGCUGCAUUGCAGGAAAGUUAUCCUGCAACAGGGUGAUCAAAUUUAAAAUCUGUAGCUGGCGUGAUGGGGAUGAGUGCCCUGAGUGUCUUGCAUCUCUGUAUCUUAGCGUUGUAAAGGACCAAAUAUUUUAUUCCCCUGUGUAAUCCAUGUUUUGAGGAUCACACCCCUGACAGUUUCACUAGUAAAUGCAUAGAAGAAACCUUGUACAUUCAUAAAGUGUGAAUAAUAACAUUGUGUUUUUCUGUGUUCUCCUCCCGCCCAGCAGGUGGUGCCCCAGGCAGGGAAGGCUCUGUCUCCCCAGUUUGCCAUGGGGAGUUUUGGGGGGGGCUCGUCCUCCUCAUUCGGGGUGAUGCCCCCCACUACUGCUCCGACCCCCACCACGGGGGCUAACUACCCCAACAUCAACCGCUGCGCCAGCCUCAAUACCAACGGAUAUGGUACGCGACCCUGAGAGAGAGAGAGAGAGAGAGAGUGUGUGUGUCCAACAACUACAGUACAGUGUUUUUAUGUGUUUGUGUAUCCUGGUGUAGUUAGGUACUGACCCUCCCUUUGUCCUGCCUCUGUCAGAUGGCUUGGGGUCGGGGCAGCAGUUCCCCUCCAGGGCAGAGGAGGCAGUGUGGCCCCAGUGGCAGGGCCAGCAGCAAACUCAGAACAGGGCAGAGCAGCACCCCCACGCACAGAACAACCAGCCUGACAUCUUCCCUGUAAGUCACUACUCCUCUCUCUCUGUCUCUCUCUCUCUCUCUCUUCUCCAUCUCUCUUUGUUUCUCUCCUUCUGACUGUACGUUUUGUUAUGUGUUGUCAUGUUGCUUUGAAGUUUAAUCUCUCUCUUUCUCUCCCUCUCUCUCUCUCUCUCUCUCUCUCUCUCUCUCUCUUUCUCUCUAGGAUGUUCUCGCCAUGCUGGACCAGCCGGCCAACUUCAACAACGAUGACUUUGAGAUGCCCAUCUACCCCUCUUUCAACGAGUGACCCCAAAUACACUCCUCCACUGACCUCUCUAUCUCUCAAAUGUUUCCUUCUCUCUCGUUUGGUGCUCUUUUGCUCUCUUUCUUUGCCUUUUCUGAUCUAAAGAGAGCAUGUCUAAAUAUUGGUCAGAUGAUUGCACUGCCAGGAUGGAGAGAGCGAGUUUAAUCAGGGAAAAGUAAGAGUGAAAUCAAGUAGAGGUAUGCAAACGCAGGUUUAAUAAACACGUAAAAGGCCAGAGGAAGAAAGGGAGAGAGAAAAGCGAGUCAGGGUUCAACGAUAGUUGGGCAAAUGUAAAAUGACACAUCUGUAACUAGCACUGCCCAAAGCUCCACAACCAAUGGAUUUGUUGUAGAGAUGCAACACACAAUCACACCUGAGCAAGCACAAGGCCAGACACUGAGGCAGGCGCUGCUUCACCAGUAACACACAAACAUGGCCUUUCAGUAACAGAGUCAGAUGUGUGUUUAGAUCUGUGCUGCUCCACUGAUCUGUACAUCAUAUGGCAUAGAUCAGUCCAAUCAUUCACUUGAACUCUCAGGCAAUCCAGGUGAUCUACAGCUUUCGGGGAAUAUGUGCACUUCUGAUCUCAUGCCUGUGAAUAUCCUCUGUCUGUGCUCCCCUCGCUGUUUUAGCUUAGCAACCCUUAGCAUGUUCAAGAGAACACUGUCCUCACGCAGACUUUUUAAACUUUGGGCAGAUUUAUACGAACACUUUUCUAUUUGUACACAGGGUACAUUGGCGAUGUCACCUAUGAAUGGGGUUAUGGUGGUUUCAGGUGGAAGAGAGGGGGAGAGAGAGUCAGAGGUCUAUGA